Oncorhynchus mykiss (rainbow trout) is the source of this 2956-nucleotide messenger RNA. Its product is annotated as progestin and adipoQ receptor family member IIIb. Gene Ontology annotation, cellular component: membrane. The record is from RefSeq and is a predicted model, not a curated record. NCBI's taxonomy places the organism in Eukaryota, Metazoa, Chordata, Actinopteri, Salmoniformes, Salmonidae. Gene Ontology annotation, molecular function: signaling receptor activity.
AGGGGGGGGGGGGGUCCAUGGGGUCCAUGGGCACGUCUGUCGCAGGGCUAUUGUGUAACUUCAGAACGCCGAUUUUUGGUUUCGUUUAUGGACUAGCUAGCAUGAGCUGCUGGGCUAGCCAGCUGCUUAGCAUUGUGUAGUGUGUAUUUGAUUUAGCUAUAGUCAAUGAAUUAAAAGCUUGCUAGAUCACUAAGUAAGGUGUACUGUAGCUAAAUGACACCACGUAGACAUCGAUAGCAUGCAACAAAAGCCUUAAAACGGUGCCAGAACUCUGAAAUCUGAUGGUCCAAAAUGCCUCAAAAACUUAAAUUACACAGGAGUAGUCACUACAUUGAGCUGGGGAGUUACCAGUACUGGCCAGUUCUGGUGCCUCGGGGAAUCCGCCUGUACACAUUUGAACAGAUCCCGUUAUUCUUGAAAGAAAACCCAUACAUUACAGAUGGAUACAGAGCACACUUGACAUCAAAACUAUGUUUAAAAAGCAUCUUUGUGCUGUCCAAUGAAACAGUCAACAUAUGGACUCAUCUGUUGGGAUUCCUCCUGUUCUUCCUACUGGGGGUGAAUGACAUGUCUACAGUCCUGCCGGCUUCAGGUGCCAACAGAGAAGACUAUGUCAUCUACUGCAUAGGACUCUUCUGCUUUCAGGUGUGUAUGCUGUGUUCAGUGGGGUAUCACCUCUUUUCCUGCCACCGCUCAGAGAAGACGUGUCACCGCUGGUUGGCGCUGGACUAUGCUGGAAUCUCUGUGGGAAUCCUGGGCUGUUACAUUCCAGGGGUCUUCUAUGCCUUCUACUGCAACAUUUUCUGGAGACAGGUGUACUUGGUGAUUGUUCUAGCGUUGAUAUUGGCCAUAUUCUCGGCUCAGAUCCACCCUCACUACCUCUCUAAGGAGUGGCAACACCUGCGGACCGUCAUCUUCUGCUCUGUGGCUGGCUACGGGGUCAUCCCAGCUGUCCACUGGGUCUGGCUCAAUGGAGGCUUCAGCUCCGCUGUCGUCCAGUUGUUCCUCCCUCGUGUGAUUGUGAUGUAUUUGAUAGCUGGAGCUGCGUUCCUCUUUUACAUCUCUAAAAUCCCAGAACGCUGCUUCCCAGGUCAGCUGAACUAUCUGGGUGCCAGCCACCAGGUGUGGCAUGUCCUGGUAGUGUUUAUGUUCUACUGGUGGCACCAGACUGCUGUGUAUAUAAUGAACUUCAGACACAACCAGCCAUGCCCUCCUCUCUACACCAAUAGUGGCUAGCUGGAGCCACACAGACUAGCAUCCAGCCACCAAGCAACCACAGCCUGUACUGUAGCCACUCAAUGCAAUCAAACCAGACUACAGACCUCCUAUAUAAGCCUAUUCUACAGAUGCCCAGUCAAGACCCAUAUCCAAGAAUACCCAUGACAGUACUGUUAAACCUUGUAGAAAGCUUGAAACCAUCUCUGGUUUUAAGGUUUGCUAUUGGUGGUAUGCAAUCGUAUCUGCUUUCUGCUGAGACUUCUGUAAGGCCAAGUUAUAAGAGAUGGAAAGACAGGUCAAUCAUAGCCUGAUCGCAGGUCUGGGAAGCAAGAUGGCACAAACAGAUCUGGGACCAGGCAGGGUAAGUCACUAGACACACUGUACACAAUACAUAUACCACUACAGCUGAACAUUUUCUGUGAUUCUCCAAUUAUCUUUUCAUAUUCAAGAUUUUUUUAACCUGAUUUGUAUCUAUUCAUUUGCAUGUAAGCUACUGUUUGAAUGUUACAUGCUGUGAAAUACUUCUCUGCUGCCUUGAGCAAAUGGGACCUUCCAAAGGGUUAUGUGCAAUCUACCUACCUACUAUCCUAUGGAAAUGGAACAACAACAAAAAAGUUAUUUUUGCUUGAGUAGUUUUAUCUGUAUUCAUCAAUACUUGAAUUGUUUGUGUGUUGUAUUAUUGCCUCUGGCACAAACUUCAUUGGGUUCUAUGGUGGGGUUGAGUAGUUAUCUUACUGUUUUUCAUUAAUGGUGGGGUUGAGUAGUUAUCUUACUGUUUUUCAUUAAUGGUGGGGCUGAGUAGUUAUCUUACUGUUUUUCAUUAAUGGUGGGGUUGAGUAGUUAUCUUACUGUUUUUCAUUAAUGGUGGGGUUGAGUAGUUAUCUUACUGUUUUUCAUUAAUGGUGGGAUUGAGUAGUUAUUUUACUGUAUUUCAUUAAUUGUGGGUUACUUUUAGUAUUAGUGGUCAACUGACCUCCUUCCUCUCACAAUCCACUUGAAUCUAAGGGCUGAUUCAAGAACUGUUUAGAGAAAUGUAACCAACUAAACAUAAACCCAAUAAAAUAGAUUGGGAUUAAAUUCCACUCGCCUUAAUUUGUUAGUGUCCCUGUGUCACUCACGGGUGUGAACAACUGCAUAAGAACAAAAGUCCUAAUGGCCAGUAUUAUCGAUUGUAUGUUAUACACCACAAUAGUGUAGUACACUUGAAUUCAGGUUAGGUCAAAUUACUACCCAGUCUCUCUCUAUGCAACAAUAUACUGUACAUCUCCUGCCAUUUUAAUCCAGUUCCCAGUCAUUUAAUUAAAGGAAAUGUAUCCAGCAAUGCAAUGACAUUUUGGUCACACGUUUUUAGAUUGUCUCCAGCUGACAUACUUAGCCUCUAGUCAGAUAAAGAUGCUCUGUCAGAGUCGUGUGUAUAGGUGGCAGGGAAGUCGUGACAUGCUCAGAACAUAUCACAGCCUGUAAUGACUGGAAAUGUAGCAGACUGUUUGUUUGCCUUGUAAAUUCACUUUUGAUUUUAAGUAUGACUUUCAUUAUUUACUGUGUAAUUACUGUAUUAUUUUACCUGUCUGUCUUGUUUGUUACAUUGUUCAACAUUUGUUUUUAAUUUAUUUUGGCAUGGUUGAUGGACCUUUACUUUUGAAUACUGGCACUAAAAGGGGCACAUUAUUUUAAUCUAUCUGUUAUAUGACAUGUUUCUCUUUGAUUACUAUCAAUAAAUAAAGAAUGCCUCAAGAAA